AUGGGGACGGGGAUGGCCUGGGCCCGGGCCGCGGGGAGCUGCCUCUUCCUCCUGCUCCUCGCGAGGCCGGGCCUGCCGGCGGAGCGGCCAGGUUUCCAGCAGACCUCUCAUUUGUCUUCCUAUGAAAUUAUACAUCCACAGAGGUUAACAAGAGAGCGGCGAGCGGCCUCCAAUUCCUCCUCAGUACAGGACAAGAUGUCAUAUGUCAUUCAUGUAGCGGGAAGGAAACACAUAAUUCACCUAGAAAAAAACAAAGAAUUUUUACCCAAAGAUUUCACAGUAUAUACCUACAGUGAGGAAGGGAAGUUGCAGUCUGAAAAUCCGGACAUGCAGGAACACUGCCACUAUCAGGGAUAUGUGGAGGGGAUACCAGAUUCCAUUGUUGCUGUCAGCACUUGCUUUGGACUCAGGGGACUGCUGCAAGUGGAAAAUGUCACGUAUGGAAUUGAGCCGAUGGAUUCCUCCUCUGGCCUCAAACACAUUAUAUAUCGAAUGGAGAAUGUGAAGAAGGAGCCCAUGAUGUGUGGAGUUAACAACACAGCCCCUGAAAGAGAACACACAGAGGAUGAGCAUCCUCCCAGCAUGACUCAGUUGCUGCGAAGGAAAAGAGCUAUACUUCCCCAGACAAGAUAUGUGGAGCUGUUCAUAGUUGUGGACAAAGAAAGGUAUGAGCUGUUGGGUAGGAGUGAAGCUGCUGUGAGAGAAGAGAUGGUGCAUCUAGCAAAUUACCUGGAUAGUAUGUACAUUAUGCUAAAUAUUCGCAUCGUGCUGGUUGGCUUGGAGAUCUGGAAGAACGAAAACUUGAUUAGCACAGACGGAAGUGCCGGCGAUGUGCUGGGGAACUUUGUACAGUGGCGAGAGAAGAAUCUUGUCACGCGUCGACGACAUGACAGUGCCCAGUUUGUUCUGAAGAAGGGGUUUGGUGGAACUGCAGGAAUGGCCUAUGUUGGAACAGUAUGCUCCAAAAGCCAUGCAGGAGGGAUUAAUGUGUUUGGGCAAAUCAGUGUGCAGAUGUUUGCAUCAAUUAUGGCUCAUGAGCUGGGUCAUAAUCUGGGAAUGAACCAUGAUGAUGAAAGAGUUUGUCAAUGUGGAGCAGAAAGCUGUAUUAUGAACUCUGGAGCAUCAGGGUCCAGAAAUUUCAGCAGCUGCAGUGCAGAAGACUUUGAGAAGUUAACUCUGAACAAAGGUGGAAGCUGCCUGCUUAACGUUCCCAACCCUGAUGAAACCUAUAGCAUCCCAUUUUGUGGCAACAAGUUGGUGGAUGCUGGGGAGGAGUGUGACUGUGGUUCACCAAAGGAAUGCGAAAGUGAUCCUUGCUGUGAAUCAGAUACUUGCAAACUCCGAGCAGGGGCUGAAUGUGCGUAUGGCGACUGCUGUAAAAAAUGUCGGUUUCUUCCAGGCGGCACUGUGUGCCGGGCAAGUACCAAUGAAUGUGAUCUCCCAGAGUACUGCAAUGGGACCUCCCAGUUCUGUCAGCAAGAUGUCACUGUUCAGAAUGGGUACCCGUGCCAGAAUGAUGAAGCUUAUUGUUACAAUGGGGUUUGCCAGUACUACGAUGCGCAGUGUCAGGCUAUCUUCGGCUCAAGAGCAAAGGCUGCCCCUAACGUUUGUUUUGCUGAAGUGAAUUCCAAAGGUGACAGAUUUGGCAACUGUGGUUACCAUGGCCAUGACUACAAAAAGUGUUCCAGCUGGAAUGCCAUGUGUGGGAAGCUGCAGUGUGAGAAUGUGAAAACCAUGCCUGUUUUUGGGAUUGAACCUGCAAUUAUUCAAACCCGCAUCAGAAGCAGUACAUGUUGGGGUGUGGAUUUCCAGCUAGGAUCAGAUGUUCCAGAUCCUGGAAUGGUGAAUGAAGGCACAAAAUGUAAUACUGGAAAAAUCUGUAGGCACUUCCAGUGUGUAAGUGUCUCUGUUCUGAACUAUGACUGCGAUGUGGAGAAAAAAUGCCAUGGACAUGGGGUGUGCAAUAACAAGAAGAACUGUCACUGUGACUCAGGUUGGGCCCCUCCCUACUGUGACACGAAAGGAUACGGAGGAAGCAUAGACAGUGGACCUCCUUAUAAUGACAAAGACACCUCCUUGAGAGAUGGGUUGCUGGUAUUCUUUUUCCUGGUCCUUCCACUCCUUUUAGCUGCUGCUGUGGCAUUUGCAAAGAGAAAGGCGCUGAAGCAAUGGUUCAGGAGAACGAUAUCACAUUGUCAUCGAUCACAUACAAGCGUGCCAACUCCUCCUCGCACAGAGACAGACCCGGGAAACUUCCAGCAGAACAUGCCUUAUACUUCGAGGAGCGUACCCAUGGACAUGCCAGCAAACAGAUUCACUGUGCCAUCUUAUGCAGUUAAUCAUCAUCAACCAGCUUAUCACCAGCCUUACAAUUAUCCUCAGCCACACCAGGAGCAGCAGCAGUAUAAGAUACCUACAAGGCCACCUCCACCACAACAGAAGAACGUACCUCAGGGACACUAUUUUCCUUCUCGACCUGCACCUUUACCUCCCAUGUAG
Emys orbicularis (European pond turtle) is the source of this 2499-nucleotide messenger RNA. It is a transcript of the gene ADAM9, whose product is annotated as ADAM metallopeptidase domain 9. The record is from RefSeq and is a predicted model, not a curated record. The coding region runs from base 1 to 2499 and encodes 832 amino acids. Gene Ontology annotation, biological process: cell-cell adhesion mediated by integrin; membrane protein ectodomain proteolysis; transforming growth factor beta receptor signaling pathway. Gene Ontology annotation, molecular function: metalloendopeptidase activity; integrin binding. Gene Ontology annotation, cellular component: plasma membrane. NCBI's taxonomy places the organism in Eukaryota, Metazoa, Chordata, Testudines, Emydidae. The transcript is spliced from 22 exons.